AGAAGAAAAAAAAAACCAAAAAUGAUGAAUGAAACGAUUGCUGCCCCAUCCCAAACUCUCAGUUGAUGUAGCAGCACCCUCCACUGCGAGUCAGGCUAUUUGUCAGUCAUUUGAUGGAACAUUGCAUUGGAUGGAACUGUACUUGAAUUCUCUAAAAAUUUCAACUCUCUAGUUUAAAAGCACUUGAAGAAAUCUGAUAAAAAUGGAUGAAAAUUAUUCGAAUGAUUGAUAGAUUGCAUCUUAGAAGGUCAUCAAAUAUCUAUGACGUUGUUGAUGAAAUCAAUGCUUCUAAUGAUUCUGAACAUGCAAAGUCAACCAGACCAUGUUUAAAAUGCUUUGGUUUUGUAGUGUCUACUAUUGUAUACCUAAUUAUUGAAAAAAAAAUCAGACCUGGGGAACAUUUUAAUCUGGUGGUCACUCAGGUUCACAGUGAUUUAAAAUUGAAAAUUGAAGAAUUCAGAAAGUUUAAUGAACUUGACGAAAAUGUAAGAAGUAACGCAAGCACAACAAUAAAAAACAUUUUAUAUUUAUGUCUUGGUCAAUGGCAACCUAGAGCUUUAGAGCACAUACAUAUGAGCGGCAGUUACUCUGAAGGCGCAUUUCUUGCUCGAUUCUUUAAGCAAAAUAAUGACUUUGAAGAUGGGUUAAAUCGAGAACUCGAGGUUGAUAUUGAAUUUACUAUAGUUAAGUUAAGUACAGAUUUAAAAAGUCAUAUUGAAGACUUUCCACAGAAAGUUGGUUAUGUUAAAGUGUCUGCCACAGCUGAUAUGUUUAUGACUUCUAAUGUGGCAUGGGAUAUUUCUAAAAAAGACGUUUUGGAGAACUUACCAAAAGUGUGCCUUAAUGGCUAUGCUCAGCCUUUCAAAAUUAAAAAAUUGAUUCAAAGAUAUUCAAAUUUUGAUGAUGAUCCACGAAGACAAGAUCUUUUCAAAUUAAUAAUGGGUGCCAUACUUCGAAAAAAUCCAUCUGAAGUUUCUUUAAAGACAGCUGGAGCAGUUACUAAUGCUUCUUAUGCUACUAGUUUUAUUGUUCAAGUUGGAGAUAAAAAUAUUUUAUUUGGUACUUACGAAUUAGUUCCUUUGCUGGAAAUUAGUUGGUGGCCUGAUAUUGCAGCAGAAUGGAAAAACAGGCAAAGGAAUUGGCCUAAUGAGGAGACAAUAAAUGAGCUUACUAAAACAUGCUUUAUUAUAGCUAAACCACCUCAAUCAGAAAGAGAUGAUUUGGAAUCUAUUAGUUGGAGGUAUUCUUUUUCAAAUAUUGAACGCAAACUAAUCAGUAUGCGUAGUCCGCAACAAAGUUUAGUUUAUCUCAUUUUCAAAUCAAUGUUUUACAAAUGGCUGAAACCAAUCAAUACUGCUCAAAUUCACUCUUUUUAUGCCAAAAAUAUUAUGUUAAAAGUAUGCGAAAAUUUUCCACCAGAAAAUGAAAUGUGGAAUGAAAGUUAUGGGGCAACUAAAAAAGCACUUAUUUAUUUAUUUCUUCAACUUUACGAAGCUUUUGAAAACUGUAACCUUACCUAUUAUUUUUUAAACAAUAUUAAUGUUAUCGAAUCUGUCGAACCGCUAGUAAACAAGGAAGUAAAAAAAAAUAUUAUGAUGAUUGUUAACAACAUUGAAGAUUAUAUACAAUUAAAUGUAAGUCAAGUUAUUGAUGCUGGAACAAACUUAAUUGAGAUGAUGAAAAAAUUCGAUAAAUUUUAUUCUACUACGUUUAAUGGCAAUGUUUGGGAUUUUUUAAAUUUAACAUUUGUUACAGAAUACAAAGAAAUUCAAGAUAUCGAACUAGAUUAAUAAAAAAACUUCAGUAAAUUUUUGAACAGUUGGCAAUAAAGUUUGCAUUAAGAAAACUCUAGUAAAUAUUUGAACAGUUGGCAAUAAAGUUUGUAAUGAACAUUUAUAUUAUAGAAUUACGUUUAGGGUUAUGGUUCGGGGAA
Messenger RNA from Hydra vulgaris (swiftwater hydra), 1933 nucleotides. Its product is annotated as nucleotidyltransferase MB21D2. Lineage: Eukaryota; Metazoa; Cnidaria; Hydrozoa; Anthoathecata; Hydridae. The record is from RefSeq and is a predicted model, not a curated record.